This is a messenger RNA of Felis catus (domestic cat), 1621 nucleotides long. RefSeq names its product olfactory receptor 1440-like. The coding region runs from base 307 to 1251 and encodes 314 amino acids. Gene Ontology annotation, biological process: G protein-coupled receptor signaling pathway; sensory perception of smell. The record is from RefSeq and is a predicted model, not a curated record. The transcript has a single exon. Lineage: Eukaryota; Metazoa; Chordata; Mammalia; Carnivora; Felidae. Gene Ontology annotation, cellular component: membrane. Gene Ontology annotation, molecular function: olfactory receptor activity; odorant binding; G protein-coupled receptor activity.
UAAUAUCCUACAAUUUCUAAAGCAUCUUUUAAGAAUGUUAUUACACUUUCCUUUGUCCUUGUAAAAGCCUGGUGGUUAACAGUGAAAAGUGUAAUUGUCCUCUUUUACAUGUGGGAAAAUUGAUACACAGGACCAUUGUAGCUAUUUAGGGGCAAAGUUAACCAGGGUUAUUUUUUCUAAAAUGGCUCCAUAUUUCUCUUGGCUUUGUGUUUAGUGUGAGCAGAAGGUGUUAAUAGAAAUUGGGAUAACAACUGAAUUAAAGACUUAUUCUCUUCUUUGUCUACUUAUCCUAGGAAUACUAAUGUAAUGGCUGGGGGAAGGAACAGUACAAUAGUUACAAAGUUCAUUCUCUUGGGAUUCUCUGAAUUUCCAAAGCUCGCCAGUGUUCUUUUUUCAAUAUUCCUAGCGAUCUACCUCAUGACUGUGUCCUGGAACCUAGGCCUCAUCACUCUCAUCAGGGUGGACUCACAUCUGCACACACCUAUGUACUUUUUCCUCAGUAACCUGUCCCUGCUGGACAUCUGCUAUGUUUCCACUAUAGCACCCAAGAUGCUCUCAGAUUUCUUCAAGAAGCAGAAAUACAUCUCCUUUGUGGGGUGCACUAUACAGUACUUCUUCUUCUCUAGCCUGGGUCUGACUGAGUGCUGUCUCCUGGCUGCCAUGGCUUAUGACCGAUAUGCUGCCAUUUGUAAUCCUCUGCUCUACACCGCCAUCAUGUUGCCCACCCUCUGUGUGCAGAUGGUGGGGGGAUCUUGUGUAAUUGGAUUCUGUGGCUCAUUUAUCCAACUGUAUGCCUUACUUCAGCUUCAUUUCUGUGGGCCAAAUGUCAUCAACCAUUUCUUUUGUGAUCUUCCCCAGUUGCUGAUCCUAUCCUGCUCUGACACCUUUUUCUUUCAAAUCAUGACCUCUGUGCUCACAGUGAUCUUUGGGCUCACAUCUGUCUUGGUUAUCAUGAUAUCCUACGGUUAUAUUGUUGCCACCAUUCUGAAGAUCACCUCAGCUGAAGGCAGGUCCAAGGCCUUCAACACCUGUGCUUCUCACCUGACAGCUGUGGCUCUCUUCUUUGGCUCAGGUAUCUUUGUUUAUAUGUAUCCUAACUCUGGUGAUUCCCUGAGCCAAAACAAGUUGGCAUCAGUUUUAUACACUGUUUUAAUCCCCAUGCUAAAUCCAUUGAUCUAUAGCUUGAGGAACAAGGAAAUCAAAGAUGCCCUAAACAGAAGGAAGAAGAGAAUCUUUUUCUGUUGUUACUAAUUAUGGAAUUUAUUUCAAAUGUACAGUAUAGGAAAAACUGGUGACUAAAACAUUGAACCACAACUGUCCUAACUGUGGGAUGAAUUACAGUUGCUUCACUCUCCCAGUAUAAAUCCAUGACUGGCACAAGGACUAGAAAAUGCAUGAAAAGUAACUGGAAGCUCAACAUCUCCAUCCUUCAUCAGUUAUGAACCAAUACAUCGAAAGGCCAAACAAUUCACACUGUUUUUGUAGCUAGUUGUGGCGGUAUGACCCUUCACCUUCAAUAUUCCAUCUCUACCUAGUGUUCUACCUCAAGAACCAGAGAUGCCAGUACUGAUCAAGGCUGCCAGGAGACCAGCAUGUGUCUUUAUGGCAACUCAUUUUAGGU